Cuscuta europaea is the source of this 373-nucleotide messenger RNA. Lineage: Eukaryota; Viridiplantae; Streptophyta; Magnoliopsida; Solanales; Convolvulaceae. The record is from the annotation of a GenBank genome assembly.
UCAUGACUUCCAACUGUGCUGAAUCUAUGAACAACGUUAAUGUCUUUGCAAGGGAGUAUUCUAUAUCAAAACUGAUUGAUUUCUUGAGGGAAAGAAUGCAGCAAUGGUUCACCGAAAGGAAGGAAAGCGCUGAAAAAACACGCACAAUUCUGGCACCCACACGUGAGAAGCAUCUGGUGACCCUUCAAGGACAAGCUUGCAGGAUGCAGGUCAAGCCAGCAUCUUAUACAGAGUUUGAAGUGGUGGAUAGGCAUUGUCGGUCCUUUGUAGUUGAUCUUAAUUCUAAGACAUGCAGUUGCGGGGAGUUUCAAUUAUCUCAUUUCGUUUGUGUCCAUGCUGUUUCUGCUAUUGCUACCCGCCCAGCCAUGUCAUG